Rhipicephalus sanguineus (brown dog tick) is the source of this 417-nucleotide messenger RNA. RefSeq names its product protein FAM135A-like. Lineage: Eukaryota; Metazoa; Arthropoda; Arachnida; Ixodida; Ixodidae. The record is from RefSeq and is a predicted model, not a curated record. The transcript is spliced from 4 exons. Bases 1 to 417 code for a protein of 138 amino acids.
AUGUAUCACCCCCAGCAAGCCCUUACAUUCUUGCGCAAUGCACCCAUCGGCAACGUUACGCAGGGUUGCUCGACGGAUAUGCGUCUGCUUCGCGUGUUCCUUGAGCUAGCCCAGCCUCGCUCGAACAUUCGCUUCCUAAUGUCCAGGGCGAACGAGCGAGAGGAAACGUUCAAGGACUUCGACACGCUCGGCGCACGACUCGCGAACGAGAUCGUGGAGCACAUAAAGAAGUAUUCCAAGAAACCGGCCAGGAUCAGCUUCAUCGGCUUCUCGAUGGGCAACGUCAUCAUACGAUCGGCGCUGGCCAAGGCAGAACUGCAGCCCCUGCACCGCUUUCUGCACACCUUCCUGUCGCUGUGCGGGCCGCACGUGGGCACCGUCUUCAACACCUCCAUGGUCGUCAACAUGGGCGAGUAG